This is a messenger RNA of Closterium sp. Yama58-4, 1758 nucleotides long. The record is from the annotation of a GenBank genome assembly. NCBI's taxonomy places the organism in Eukaryota, Viridiplantae, Streptophyta, Zygnematophyceae, Desmidiales, Closteriaceae.
AUGGUUCAUAAGCGGGGGGUUCGGAGGAUUGUGGAAGCGACGGUGGAGAAAUGCGCUGUCACGGACGGCAGCAGUUUUGAGUUGUUGCUAUCUCGUCUGGCAGUCGGUCUUCGUGCCUUCGCAAGGGAGGAGGGUAAGCGGACUAAGGCAACGGCGACUCAUUUGGUCGACGUGGUUGCGGAGCUUCGCCAGGUGAUGAUGCGGGACCCGACCUGCAAAGCAACGAGCGAGAAGUUAGCGCUGAAAGAAACGCAGCUGAGGGAAUACCAGGCAUCGCGUAAGGACAAGCUUCACCUGAUGUCGGGUAUGCGGCUGGAGCUAAGAGGGGAAGUUGCAUCAGAGCACUUGACGGCGAUGGUGCAAGCGAGAAAGGCAAGUACCCAGAUCGCUGAGCUGCAAACAACGAGCGGCGUUGUCUCUGACUCUCAGGGUAUUCUUCGGGCGGCAUCAGCCUUCUUCGCUGAUAUCUUCGGAACGGAUCGUUGUCAGUUGGAAGAGCAAUGGAAACCUGAGAAGGGGAAAACGCUGCCGCCCUGGGAAGCGGCGGAAUUGUCAGCUGACUGGACAGAAGAGGAGGUGAAGCGGGCCUUCAGCGCAAUGGCUGCGAACAAAUCUCCGGGGAAAGACGGCUUACCGAAAGAACUGUUUGAGGCUCAUUGGGACUUGUUGGGAAAAGGCUUCAUGGCACUGGCGAGAGUCUUCGCAUCAUCAGCGACUCUCUCAACGGAGGUGAAGGAGGCAGUCACCAUCUUACUCCAUAAAAAGGGUGACAAGGACCAACUUAACAACUACAGGCCUAUCACUCUACUCAACUUUACCUACAAGGUGCUGGCGCGGGUCCUGGCAAACAGAAUGAAGAAGUUCUUGGGCAGAGUGAUAUCGCCGGAGCAGUAUGGCUUCUUACAGGGGAGGCGCCUGACAGACGCGGUGGGACUUGUGGCAGAUAUCAUUGACACGGCGCGGAGAGAUAACGAAGACUGGUUCCUCCUCCUUGUCGACUUCAAGAAGGCUUUCGACUCAGUCUCGCGGGGUUACCUCUUCCGGACGAUGAGAGCGAUGGGCUUUCCCGAUCGCUUCGUGAAGUGGGUGGAAGGCCUGCACGAGGGAACACAGACACGACUGUUAGUAAACGGCUGGAUGGGGGAUGGUGUGGAGGUGGUGUCCGGCGUCAGGCAAGGAUGUCCGCUCGCGCCAUACCUCUUUUUGUGUGCGGUUGAGCCCCUGGCGCAGGCGGUCAUCAAGCGGAAGAUGGGAAUCAGCAAGGCUAAUGAGCGGCUGGCGUAUAUCGGCUACGCGGACGAUACCACUCUGAUCCUGGAAGGGAAGCAGCAGAUCGUGAGAGCAGAACAGGUGUUGGCGAAGUUCGAGCUGACAUCCGGAUUAGCGACGAAUCGGGAAAAGUCGGUUAUCUUACCUCUGGGGAAUAAUCUUGGGAGGACGACCGGGCGGACCCAUAACUUCCGGUGGGCGAAAAAAGAUGAGGCGGAGAAGCUGCUUGGUGUAUGGAUCACCCCCUCCGGAAGCUGCCUGCCAACAUGGGAGAAGACUGCAGAGGACAUGUCAGGGAAAGUCAAAAAGUGGGAGCUGAAAUACCUUCCAACGACGGCACGGUCGGCGGUGGUCAACAGCUACUCAAUGCCGAAGGCGGCCUUCCAGGCGCAAGUCUAUCCGCCUCCUGCGAAGCUGUGGGGCACAAUCUCCAAGACAUUUCAGAAUUUUGUCUCUGGCAAUAGAGCAACGGCUGACAGGGGGUUUUGA